GUAUCGUUCAAACCUUGGCUAUACUCGGAUAAUGCGCACUGUCGUGCUGAAACAGUUGCAUCAUUUUUACAUUGUGUAGUUUCGCAUAAAGGUUGAAAGAUGCAAUUGAAACAUUUGUAAAUAUUGUUUCUCCUUUGUACAAUACAUUUAUGACUUAUUCCAUGUGCUUUAAUAUGAUCAGUAAAUGUUUAAAAUUAAGUGUAUUCGUGUUGUAAAUAUUACAACAAAUAAUAUAUGUGCGGUAUAUACAUAAAUGAUUCUAAAAUCGAUGAAGAACAGUCAUUAAAUUUAUUCUAUCAGAUACGGCUUUCAAAUGUUUCGAAGACGAGUAUUUUCAAAUCAUUUUUCAGGAAAUUGAGGGCAAUUUCAAAUCGUUAUAUCUUCCACAUAAAGAUUAUUUGUAUAAAGAAAUAUGAUAUAUGUGGAAUAUUUAUAAAACUAUUAUCGUAAUUUGAAAUAAUGAUAUAAAACAGAAUGAUUGAUUAUAAAUCAUUGACCGUAUUCGAUUAUGUCCAAUUAUGAUCCUUAUCCGGAAAAGAUUAGUAAAUGUAUCAUACACCGUUGUUAACAAUAGGGGGACACACUAUUAUAUUUGAAUUCCAAUUGGUUUUAUCAUAGGUACUUUUCCGUGUCAGAAAGAUACCGAUUAGUAGCAGUCACCUUUAAGCUUUACGUGAAGUAACAUGAGUAUAUAAAUAAGUGCUCAAAUAACACUCUUGUAGACUCGAAAGUAACAUUAACUCGACCAUUUAAUUAAUUAGCAUUAUUCCGAUCGAUUAUUCGGUGAUUGUGUCACUCAUUUUUUAUCCGAAGACAAAUCAUAUAAAAUAUUGAUAAGUAAUUUGAAUACAUAAUUGAUUUGCUAACGACUUUGAAUUACGUUACCAAAUAAUAUUUCUUGAUAAUUUAUCAGUAUAAACAAAAGAUCUUCUAUUACGUAACAUUUUUUUGACAUACUACCGAUCCAAAUUUUAUUAGCAAUAAAUCUUAUAAAGUUUCUUUGUCCAUCAUCAAAAUGAGGCUGACUUUAAUACCGCGUACGAUGGAACUCGCUAAACUGACGCGCCGACUUAGACGGCGGCAAAAUGUACGAAAUGUUAGCGAUCAACAUCUCGCUGAUAUUGAAGAAAAAAAGAAGAGAGUACCGUUAAAUAUUGAUACUAAUAUGUUUAAAAUUGGUUUUCUUGGCGGAGGAAAAAUGGCUCAAGCAUUAGCCAAAGGUUUCAUACGAGCUGGUUUGAGUAAAGGUGAGAUGAUGCUCGCUAGUUGUCUUCCAAAUGAUGUUAGCAGUAUUGAAAGUUUUAAGGAUAUAGGAUCAAAAACAGUAUUUUCUAAUUCACCUGUAAUAGAUUAUGGUGAUAUUAUAAUUUUAUCCGUAAAACCACAAGUAGUGCCCAAGAUAUUACCAGAAUUAAAGGAUAGUUCAAAAUUGUUGCUUUCAAUAGCCAUGGGUAUUUCUAUCUCAACUUUAGAAAAGGCCUUACCAAAAGGGACUCCAGUUAUACGAGUAAUGCCUAAUACACCUGCCCUCGUUGGUUGUGGUGCUACAGUAUUUUGUCGUGGUACAAAUGCAGGAGAUAAAGAAGCAGAAGUUGCUGAGAAAUUAUUUUCCUCCGUUGGUUUUUGUGAAGAAGUGUCCGAGAAUAUGAUAGAUCCAGUUACUGCUCUAGCUGGAUCAGGUCCAGCAUAUGUAUACAUGAUGAUUGAAGCUCUCGCUGAUGGUGGUGUAAAAAUGGGAUUAAUGAGAAAUCUAGCGUAUAAAUUAGCGGCUCAGACUGUCCUUGGUGCAGGAACUAUGGUUCGUGAAACUAACAUUCAUCCUGGUCAGCUUAAAGAUGACGUGUCCUCACCUGCAGGAUCUACAAUAACUGGAAUUCAUCAAUUAGAAAAACAUGGAAUAAGAGCUGCGCUUAUUAGUGCUGUAGAAUCUGCCACUCAGCGAUGUAAAGAAGUUAACUCUAUUUUGGAAAAAGAGAAGUAGUCAUUGCGUUUAAUUAUUUUCUACGUAAAAUCGGAAAAUUAUGAAAUGAGAAGUAUAGAUAAACUGUUAUAACUUUUUUCAAGGAUAUCUUCGUUUUUACGUUCGUAGUGAUGAAGUCAUUUUACUCUUUGAACUCUUACAAUUAAACAACUUUUAUUACUUGUCUUCUUGAAAUCGUUUGGAUCGAUUUUAGAGAUCUCUCUUCUAUAUUUUUCUUUUGUAUGUACGUGAAUUAUUUAUACGUAGACUACAUUAGUGAGAUUCUUAUUGUUAGUUUUAGAACCAUUUGUUUCUGUAAAUAAUUUUUUCAUAGGCAAUAUUAAGUAAUGCAUUUAUCAAAACAAAAACAUUGAAGUGAACUUUACAGAAAUAACAUUUAUUUUAACAAUUAUUUUGACGAACAACUUGUACAAAUUCAGAUUUACGAAAUAUUCAUCAUUUUCAUGAUUACAUCUGUUAUAUAAAUAAAUAACAGAUAAUAUAAAUUAUUU
Polistes dominula (European paper wasp) is the source of this 2472-nucleotide messenger RNA. RefSeq names its product Pyrroline-5-carboxylate reductase-like 2. The record is from RefSeq and is a predicted model, not a curated record. Gene Ontology annotation, molecular function: pyrroline-5-carboxylate reductase activity. Lineage: Eukaryota; Metazoa; Arthropoda; Insecta; Hymenoptera; Vespidae. Gene Ontology annotation, biological process: L-proline biosynthetic process.